GGGACACAAAUAAACAGCCCCUGCCAAAUAAGCCCUAUUCAGCUUUUUUCGGUCAAAGAAGUUGUAACCAUGAGUGGAAGGGGCAAGGGUGGCAAAGGACUCGGAAAGGGAGGCGCCAAGCGUCACCGUAAAGUUCUCCGUGAUAACAUCCAGGGAAUCACCAAACCCGCCAUCCGCCGUCUUGCUCGCCGUGGCGGAGUGAAGCGUAUCUCUGGGCUGAUCUACGAGGAGACCCGCGGUGUGCUGAAGGUGUUCCUGGAGAACGUGAUCCGUGACGCCGUCACUUACACCGAGCACGCCAAGAGGAAGACCGUGACCGCCAUGGACGUGGUGUACGCUCUGAAGAGACAGGGCCGCACUCUGUACGGCUUCGGCGGUUAAACUCAUUCAUACCAACUAAAAAAACUAAACGGCUCUUUUAAGAGCCACACACCUCCCUUUAAGAGCUUUGGUUUUAAAUAUUGUGUUAGUUGAUUAUAUGGGUUUAUGUUCUUUUGGUCUGGACAUAUACGCUGACAUAUAUUUUGUAGUGGAAGGAUUUGUUACGAUAAUGCAUGACUCUUUAAAUAAGAGCUCUUGUUUUAAUUGGUGUCCAGGACUCUAAUAUGAAAUCUGAGUAGUUGAAUAAGUUAGCUGCACUACUCUUUAAUAGUGUCAGACUCUGGAGCUUAUUCCUAAUGUGGGUGUGGGGCAGUGUUCGUCCUGGACAGGUUUUCCAUUUCAGGAGUGACGUGGUCUCAAUUUUAUUUUCCACAACACUGGCCUGGAGUGGAACAAAUUUGGCAAAGCGAAGUAGUAACAGUGAUGUGUUCACAUUAACAGACAUGACUGAAUACACAAGUAAAUAUUACAUAGUUAUUCCGGUGAUUGCUCUAUUGUCAAAUACAGGAUUUACAUUUGUGUUGAAUUAUGUAAUGCAUGUUUA
Molecule: messenger RNA, 925 nt
Organism: Pelmatolapia mariae (spotted tilapia)
Lineage: Eukaryota; Metazoa; Chordata; Actinopteri; Cichliformes; Cichlidae
Product: histone H4
Exons: 1
Coding region: 70-381 (103 amino acids)
Biological process (GO): nucleosome assembly
Cellular component (GO): nucleosome
Molecular function (GO): protein heterodimerization activity; structural constituent of chromatin; DNA binding
Source: RefSeq, a predicted model, not a curated record